Closterium sp. NIES-65 is the source of this 1197-nucleotide messenger RNA. NCBI's taxonomy places the organism in Eukaryota, Viridiplantae, Streptophyta, Zygnematophyceae, Desmidiales, Closteriaceae. The record is from the annotation of a GenBank genome assembly.
AUGCGCGGUGAUGCGAGAUUGUCCAAUGCCACUGUGACUCUCUCUCACCACGUUCCGCAGAAGCGCUCUAGCCGCUGCGCAUGUCCUGCAACGAUCAAUCGCUCUCCUCCUGAACGCACAGCUCACCUCAACUUCCUCGUUCCAACUCUCCUUGCCCCCUCUUUGCCUCUCCAUGCCCCCCUUCCUAUGCUACUACCCUGUUAUCACCCCGCCUUCCCUCCUUUCCCUCCCUUUCCUCCUUCCACUCCCUCUUCUCAUCCCCUCUCCCAACAACCCUCACUCAUCUGUCGUACAACCCUCUUCCGGUCCCUGCGUGCCCCCAUGCCCCUCCCCGCGUUGCUUCCCUCCCCCCACACUCCACCGUGCCCGCUGACCUCCGUGAGCCCGCGGCUGCACCCCCUGCGUCCAACCCUCUCCUGCCUUCGCUGGCAGUCAAGCUGUUUUGCACGUGCUGGCAGCGUGGGGGCAGCUUGGGGGCGGCUGGCAGGCGUGGUCGGCCAGCAGCGACUGCUCCACCGUGCAGGGCGUCGCAUGCGACGCUCGCAGGCAACGUCGUCUCCCUGGUACGUGAGGCAUGUGAGUGCUGCUCCAGCGCAUGUGAGUGCUGCUCCAGCGCAUGUGAGUGCUGCUCCAGCGCAUGUGAGUGCUGCUCCAGCGCAUGUGAGUGCUGCUCCAGCGCAUGUGAGUGCUGCUCCAGCGCAUGUGGGUGCUGCUCCAGCGCAUGUGGGUGCUGCUCCAGCGCAUGUGAAUGCUGCUCCAGCGCAUGUGAGUGCUGCUCCAGCGCAUGUGAGUGCUGCUCCAGCGCAUGUGGGUGCUGCUCCAGCGCAUGUGGGUUCUGCUCCAGCGCAUGUGGGUGCUGCUCCAGCGCAUGUGGGUGCUGCUCCAGCGCAUGUGAAUGCUGCUCCAGCGCAUGUGGGUGCUGCUCCAGCGCAUGUGAAUGCUGCUCCAGCGCAUGUGAGUGCUGCUCCAGCGCAUGUGAGUGCUGCUCCAGCGCAUGCGAGUGCUGCUCCAGCGCAUGUGGGUGCCUUCAGAGUACUCUCGGCCCGCUUGCCAGGGGCGUGCCAGCAACGUGUGCAGGUACUGGCUAUGCCCCAGGGAUGGGACGCACCAUCAACGUCCCAGGCAUCCCUCUCCUCACCUCAGUACAUUGCCCCAUCUGUAGUCCUUCCACGUCUCCCCUCCCUCUCCCUCUCCUAA